This is a messenger RNA of Lathyrus oleraceus (garden pea), 2742 nucleotides long. RefSeq lists its product as uncharacterized. The transcript is spliced from 10 exons. The coding region runs from base 170 to 2401 and encodes 743 amino acids. Gene Ontology annotation, molecular function: protein binding. The record is from RefSeq and is a predicted model, not a curated record. NCBI's taxonomy places the organism in Eukaryota, Viridiplantae, Streptophyta, Magnoliopsida, Fabales, Fabaceae.
ACUUAAUCACAGUCCACAAGCAAAAGAGAAAACCGCUAUAUUUAUCAAAAAAAUAAAAAACCCGAAGCGCGAUAGAAAGAAAGCGAUUUUCAGUGUUUUUCUGAUUUUUUGUUAAUCGAAAAAAAAACCUCGCCGCUAAAGCGAUACAAAGUGCGGCAAAAUUUUCGGAAUGGGGAGUGAAACUAAUAAUGCUCGUAGUGGAAAGACGGCGGCGAUAGACGUUGUUGCGACGGUGAAAGAGAUCGUUAACUGUACGGAACAAGAGAUCUACGACGUUCUUAAGGACUGUGAUAUGGACCCUAACCUCGCCGUCGAGAAGCUUCUCGCUCAAGAUACGUUUCGUGAGGUUAGAAGCAAACGUGAAAAAAGAAAAGAGAUGAAGGAGGCGGUGGAUUCAAGGACGAGGGGAAAUAGUACGGGGUUGAGUAGGGGAGGCAAGAUUGGCAUUGGCAAUGAUCCUGGUGUUCUGCAAAAUGGAUUUCAUCAUGUGGCUUAUAAGGAAAACGGUAAAGCGGUUGACAAGCAAGAUGUUGGGUCAGUUUGUGCUACGGUUAUGUCUUCCACAACUCAUGUUGCGGGGAAAAGUACUAAAGCUGAUUCUUUAUAUACUGAUAAUGGAAGACAGUCAUUAGGAACAGGUGUCUCCAUAUCAGAUACUGCCCAAGUGUCUCCAGCACCUCUACCCUGGUCGGUAGGAGCGAGCAAAGGACAUCUUUCAAUGGCAGACAUUGUAAGAAUGGGCACAACAUCUCAAGAUGCUGUUUCACAUGACCAUUGUAAUUCCAUAGGAGUUUCAUCAUUCUCUGGAAAUUCAGAGUCUAGCUUGAGUCUUCCCUGUCAAAAUAAUUCUGAGCAACAAAGUUUUCAUGAUGAGUGGCCUGUAAUUGAACAGCCAAUAUCUGGAAACGCACAAACACUAAACUGGCAUGAUACUGAAGUAAGUUUACACAGGAACUGUGAAUUAGAUGCAGCCCAAGUUUCACGGGAGGAGAUUGCUCGUGAUAAUGCUAUUUCUGAAAAGAUUGAAUCUGCUUCUAUAUCGGACCACACUGAACUAGGACCACAUUCCAACUCUAAUUUAAAGAAUACUCUUACCUCCGAUUUUUCUAGUUCUUAUGAGCAUCAUGAAGGUGUGUCAUCUGCUACUUUGGAUCUUCAGCGGCUAAAUAUGAAAGAGUCCAACCUAGAAGCGCCAUCAUCUGACGAUAUAGUGGUUCUUCCAAAUCACUUACAAGCCUUGGCUGCUGAGUGUUCACAUCUGAGUUUUGGCACAUACAAAGGUGGCAACAAUUCUGCAUCUUCUGAGGCUUUCACACCUAAUAAUCUUUCUAGAGAUGGCUUGGAGAUGAAUUCUGCAACUGCAGAUGACUCCUUGGCUCAGUUCUUGGAUCCCAGUUCUCUAAACCUUGGAGAUCAGCUUGGGUUUGACAUUCUUAGAGGAACAUCUGGCGAUCAAAAUUAUGGCCUCCAUUCAACUCUUGGGCAUGAAUACAACACUACAGCAUCUAUAUCAGAUCCUAGUUUGCAAAGGUCCCAAUGGAUGGCUCCAUCACUGCCUUUGAAGCAGCCAGGCUUGCCAAGUGGAAACCAUUCUUCAUUUCCAGGAGAACAGCAUAAUAGUUCAAAUGCGGUACCUCAAGAUUUGUUGGCAUUUCUCCUAGCAGAAUCACAUCGUUCAAAACACAAUGCGGAACCAUCCAUAAACAAUUUCCCCCCCUCCAUGUCUGGGGUAUCCAGGGACAUAGAACCAGGCAACUUUGCUUUGCAUAACAGAUCGUCACUUACCCAGGGUUUUACAGUGCAGCCCAACAAUUACUUUCAACAAUCGCGAGAAGCAUAUUAUGGCCUACCUCAGAAUCAGUCAUAUAUGGCAACCAUUGAUUCACAGAGAGCAUUUUCAGACAACACUGCAUACAGUGGAUCUCAUACAAACAUGAAUUACAACAGCCUUCCCCAAAAUAGAAAUGAAUUCUUCACGAGUAGAUUGCAUCCAUCCACUGUCAGUGAUGCACCUGGUUAUGGAAAUCUCGAUUCUUCCUUUUAUCAUCCUGGAAGCUUUCAGUCUAAUGCAUCUCUUGGUAAUAUGAAACCUUCGAGUAACUUCAACGAGAUUUUAACUAAUCAAUAUUAUGGUGGACAUAACUUGAGCUCUAUUCACCCGCAUGAUAGCUUUUCUCAACGGGAUUACGAGACGAGGUUAAGAUCUUCAUAUGUACCGGAGAAAACCCAAUAUACCUUCACAGACCAACCGAGUCAGGCUUCCCUGUCACAGUAUGCAAGUCAUGAAUAUUCUGAUUUCUAUCCUUCUUGGAGCCAAAUUCCGGAAGAACACAAGCAGUCAGGUAGUGUUCAAGAUUUGCUGCCCAAAAAAUUGCAUCAAUUUUGGCCGCAUAACCACUAACAGCACAGUCCUGUUUGUUUUUUCUCCCCCUUUUUUUAUCACUAGGAUUUUUAGUAGCAGGUUUAGGUGAAAUAGGGUGUUAUUACAUUUCAUUUGAUGCUCGAGCCUUAUUCAAUUGUACAUACUUUAAAGAGAAUGAACUCCAUGCAGUUGUGGCAUUUGCAUUUUUUUAUAUUCAAUUGGGGGUAUUUUUUGGUCACACUUUAUAGCUAGAUUAAUGUAGUUUCUCAUCAGAAUUGCAAUUCUCACAAAUUUCAAGCACAAACUAUCUGUAGUAAUGAGAUUGUGCUAGAAUUGGACCCAUUCAAUUCUCAAAAUUAUUUUAACAUUACUUUCCGUCA